CGACCGCCCACUUUGGCCCAUCCCCCCAGCCUUCUUCCCGUUCUUCACCCACGAUGCAGUCCAUGAUCCACUUCCCCCCACCCCACCGUGCGAUCGAGAAUGCCGAAGACUGGAACGACGGCUGGGAGAAAGUCUUGCGCCUGCCGCAACUCGCGCCAGCCAGAGCCCCGUACUUCGUCUACGGGUCGAUGCUGCACAACAUCCGGAUGGACGCGGAGGACGCGGUGCAGGACAUGAUGUUCCAUCUCGACGAGAUGAAGUCGCUGACGCUCUCUGCGCAACGCGUGCUCUCCAUCCAAGCCGUACAGCAUCUGGCGAACGACGACUUCGAGCGGCGCUGGCUGGAAGCGAGCCCCGCCGAGCGCAGGAAGCACCUCAUGUUGGCCUUCGUCAAGUCCUGUGGGAAUUCGGAUGGACUGAAUUCUGCCCGUACAUCGUGUGGUGUCGAGCUGCGCCUGACGCGCCUCCGAUUGCUUGGGCGCGCCUUCAUCGAUCUGCUGCAAUCGGCGAUCAUGCUCGAUGGGACGAUGACCUCCACAGAACCAAAGCGGAUCGCGAACCUGGACUGGGAUCGAUUUGAGGCGAAGCGGAAAGCUGAUGCACAUGCGACGAAUGAGGAGAAGCUCGCACUUGCACAGGUCGUGCUAUUGCGUACGAGGCUCAUAUGUGCGCACCCUCAUCGUCAAUCUUUGUACGGGCUGGAGCUGAUGCUUAUCGAAGGUCAAGUGUUGACUUAUACCCUCGAUUCGUUCCAUGGCAACGAGAUCAAAGAUCUUGUUGUGCUCAAGGACAGUCGUGAGCUGCAGAAGCGUCGGGCGAGCAAGACACCUGAAGAGAAGGAGAUUUACAAACGGAUGUAUGGGCUGAAACUUGCCAACGAGAUCAUGAGCGAGGAAGACGCUGGUAAAAAGGAACGUCUCAGCCACCGUCAAUUGACGUGUUCACGAACCGGCUGUCCGGCGAGGGUCGCAGAGCUUAACACCAAAGGCACCCCCGCCAUCAAGUUCUUGCGGUGCAGCCAAUGCUGGGUCAAGCUCAAGCGUCAGGUUUCAUAUUGCUCCCGAGAGUGUCAGAAGGAAGAUUGGUCGUUGAGACACAAAGCUAUCUGCGGGAAGGCGAUGGACUUUGAGAUGGCGUCGUCAGCCAGCAGCAGUCUCUCGGCCAUACUCAAGUCUUCCAACGUCGCACCGUCCGACAUCCUCGCCAAUCAGAUCGAGCUGUGCACCAGCACACCGUGCGCAGACUAUUUCAUCCUGUCGCCGGAGAAAUUCGAUUUCGAAGGGAUUUCGUUCGCUCACACUCCGUCCUUCUCCGUCGCAUUCCGCAAGUGCAGAGACCACGCAUUCGAGACGCGUGACCCGACGUCAUUGGCUCGCAUGGCGCACUUCUUGUGCUGGAGCUCGCUCGUCCCGGGUUCGGAACGGGUCGGCGUCACACCGAGGGUGAUCGUGGUCCAGCUUGCCAUGGAGUUUCAAACGUCGCCGGAGGGACUCAAUCUGGGCAUCCUGGGUAUGCAGAAGUUGCAGAAAGCUGAUCCGUGGAAGCGGCCUCCGCUUUUGCAUGGUACGCCACCUGAUGAUUGGGAAGAGGCUUGUGCUCCCGAGUGGAAGACCGUUGUUAUCAAUCUUAUUGAAAAGUGAGCAAUUACUGUUUGUAGAAUGGCCAAGUGUAUCGAUAGUUGUGUUGCCAUGAAUGUAGCUUUCUUGUAGUUUCUUGAUUCCCA
Molecule: messenger RNA, 1723 nt
Organism: Mycena citricolor
Lineage: Eukaryota; Fungi; Basidiomycota; Agaricomycetes; Agaricales; Mycenaceae
Source: the annotation of a GenBank genome assembly